AUGUCGCAGUCUAGACGCGCAGGACGACCAACCAAGCGGCCCAGACUGGUCAAGCACACACAAACUGUACCCAACGCACCAGAUCAAGUUCAGAGGCACCGCAUAUUCAGCCUACAGCCCACUGGACAAAUUUCACUUCGAACAUCGUACAUCCCUGCCAACAUCACAGAUGAUCUGGGAGAAAGUGCGUCUGACCCAGAUCCUUGGAACGAAGUCGAGCACUCUGCUCCUGUAAUUUGCGAGGAUACCGACCUUCCAUUUGCUGAGUCUGAGGUCCUGAGAGAGAGACAUCAAAAAAACAGUGGAGAACGGCAGACCUACAUCGAUGAAUUCAUCAGAUUGGAAGGAAGGGGCAAAAACUCAGGCAGCCCAUGUCAGUGCGGUGACCUACAUGCGGCUUUCAGGUGUCAGGAUUGUUUUUCAGUCGAACUUGCUUGUUGCUCGUGUACCAUCCAGUUACAUGUGAAUGCACCCCUCCACAGAAUCAAGCAGUGGAAGGAUGGGUUUUUUCAUCCCGUGUCCCUCAAGUCUAUGGGCCUGCGCGUGCAACUCGGUCACUACCCGCUUACCACCUGUCACAAGCCAAAACCUGCUUAUAACGAUGACUUUGUUGUUGUCGAUGUCCAUGGGAUACACGAGAUUGGUCUCGACUUUUGCGGAUGUGAGCACGAGGUGUCGCAUUUCAAGCAGUUACUUCGCGCACGUUGGUUCCCUGCCACAGUGACCAACCCAAGAACAGCAGCAACGUUUGCAGUCUUGGAAUUCUUCCACUUGCUUUCUUUCGAGUCAAAAGUUUCCGCAUAUGAAUUUUAUCAUUGUUUAGCUCGACGGACUGACAAUACUGGUAUCACACCAAUCCGCGAUCGUUAUUCCGAGUUCCUCCGAAUGGUUAUUGAGUGGAGAAACUGCAAGACCUUGAAACGUUCAGGGCGUGGACACGAUCCCGCAGGUGUUCACUCCACGCGCAAUGGCAACUUAGCAGUGCUGUGUCCAGCCUGUCCUCACCCAGGUAAAAACCUGCCAGAUGGCUGGGAAAUGGAGCCUAACCAAUGGAAAUAUGGGCUGUUCAUCGCGGUUGAUGCCAAUUUUCGCCUAAAACGUCGGAUGGUGUCCAGCGAUGAAAAAGAUCCAGGUCUUAGCCAAGGGUGGAGUUUUUUCGUUGACGAGAGAGACUAUAAAUAUCAUUUGAACACGCACACUGGGAUCGCACAAGAGAAAAGCACCUGCGUCAGCCACAACGCCGUAAAUCAUGCCGACACCAAGUCUUCGAAGGGUCUUGCUGCCACUGGAGUAGGCACUGUGGAUUGCACGCGACAUGACAUGAAGCUUCCAAACGGUGUUGGCGACUUGCAACGAGGUGAAAGAUACGUCAAUAUGGACUACUUGGUCUUCUCAGCCCUUUCCAAUUUCUCCGCACUUCGAAGGAUCAAUAUCUCAUACAACGUGGCUUGUCAGUGGCACAAGAAAGUGUGGUCUCGUGUGCCUACACUGCCCUCACACCUUCACUUCAACCGAGAAGACAAGGACAUCAAGUUUUUCGUGCCGAAGUUCCACCUCGCUGCACACAUUGAACUUUGCCAGACUGAGUUCUCGUUCAACUGGACUCCUGGUGUAGGAAGGACUGACGGUGAGGCCCCCGAGCGGGGCUGGGCCAAUAUAAAUCGCGUGGCCACCAGCACGAAGGAGAUGGGUCCGGGGGCACGGCGAGACACGCUCAACGAUCACUUUGGUGAUUCGAAUUGGAAGAAGGUCACGGCACUGGGUAAAGUGUUACUGAGGAAGAUCAGCAAUGCUGUUGUGAGCGAGAAAGAACACCGCCUUGCCCUCCACGACUUCCAGAGCUCUAUCACCGAGUCGGAAUUAGGAGCUGCUUCGCUUUCUGUAUGGCGGACAGAGAUCGAGGCAUGGGAGAUGGACCAUUCACAGCCCAACCCCUUCCAGAGCAGAGUCGCCACAAUGACACAGGCAGCCGUGCGACUUGAAUUGGCCAAGCAAGAUGCAAAGGAAUUGGAAGAUGGAUUAGCGAUCCCACUCCACGCUGAGGUGACUUGCAGUGUGCUCCUCAGCACUGGAAUUGACCUUGAACAUACUCAGACUGCACUACAACGGCGCCUAGAUGCAUGGACUGCAAUCCAAACGGUCUAUAUGCCAAUGGUCCCAAAUCUUCGCGCUUCUGCAACCCUCCUACCUCAUAACGACGUCACUGAUGAUAGUGGCUGUCCAACAUCAAACCCCAACUCCAGUAACGCAGAAGAUCUCCCAUUGCUUCUUCCUUCAGAAGUCUGUGGCGUCGUGCCAUGCGAUCGAAAAAUGCUGGAGAUGGAAUGGUCCCUUCGAUAUGCACAAGCCAAUGAUGCUCUUAAUGAGUGCCGAACCCACAUUCGAGUCCGCCGCCAGCUAUAUCAGUAUAAGACCCAGCAUGUGCGCGGACAAGGAGCAAGCACACGUUCUCGGAAAACGCUAGAUGCCGUUGAAGAACGCCUGAUGCUGAGUCACGCCAAGUACGUGAGCGCCCACAAGGCGCUGGUGUCCCUUGCUCGUCAUCUUAAUCGGGUAGGCUGGGAGCAGAAACUGCAGCCCUUGAAAAAGGCUCACCUUAGACCCAUGGGAGACUUUGGAGCGCUGACUCAAGGGACAGACAUUAUGUCUUGGAUUUGGUUGACGCACGGGAUAUCCGCUGACAACAACGAGGGGCUGCAAGACUCGCUUCGGAUGGAAUGGUGUAAGGCCCGUGCGCGCCACAACAGGUGGUCGGAAGAAAUCUUACUAUUGUUAGAAGAGAUGGAACGUGUCUUGAGAUUCCUGGACUGGCAAGCAGCGCAGUGGGAUUCGCUGGCGUCAAGGCCAUUUUUUGAGCCGCUGAAGGAGGAGGUGGAGGAGGGUUUUGUGGCUUAUGCUUUCCGGCAAGCUCACAUCCGCCGCAGGCUGGCAGCCGUCUUCAAAGAGAGCUGGAGGACAGUCCCUGAUCUCGUUGCCUCAGGUUUGGAUGCUGAUUUACUUGUCAAAGAGGAUGAUGGACCAUCUCUUGAUGAGCCGCCUUGCGAAGACGUCGAGAACACGCUGUAG
Molecule: messenger RNA, 3066 nt
Organism: Suillus bovinus
Lineage: Eukaryota; Fungi; Basidiomycota; Agaricomycetes; Boletales; Suillaceae
Exons: 11
Coding region: 1-3066 (1021 amino acids)
Source: RefSeq, a predicted model, not a curated record